Nothobranchius furzeri (turquoise killifish) is the source of this 1966-nucleotide messenger RNA. NCBI's taxonomy places the organism in Eukaryota, Metazoa, Chordata, Actinopteri, Cyprinodontiformes, Nothobranchiidae. The record is from RefSeq and is a predicted model, not a curated record.
UGAAUGCUGUGAUCAGACCCAAGGUGUUGUGGAUCAAACAUUGUUAACACUUGACAUGCCUUCUUCUCUGCCUUUGAUUCAACAGCCUGGCAGGAAGUAGGAGUUAGUCAGAGGAGUGGGGAGCAGAAGACGACAGGACAUCUCACCUCUGAUUGGAUAACAGCAAUGUAAGACCAUCACUGACUCCGUUUGCUCUGCAACAUUGAUGCUUUAUCUCUACAAAUAACACAAGUCUGGAGGAGUUCUGCCAUGUGGUGGAGUUGCUAUUACUAACGGUUAGCUUCUACGAGCACAGACAUGCUCUGCUCUUUCCUGGACACCAAAUCAAUGACAGCCUUCAUCCUUGUGAGUCAAGACAGGUGAUUCAUUGUGAUGUACAUCUGUCAGGCUUUCUUAAUCCAAGGCUUUGUCUGUCUAAUAAAGCAGGAGAUUGGAGUAGGAGACUAUUUUCAGCCUGCAGGUGAACCUCAAAUGAGCUACACCUGGAGUGGACGCUGGCGCGUUUUUUCAGCCGCUGCUCACCGGUGAUUUUAACGUGAUUUUAUCGUGUUUAACAUUUUCAUGGAGCACUAGAUUGUAGUUUUCCUAAGUGGGUGUUAUAUUUUUUCUGCCUCCCUUGGAUCCUGUUUGGUUGUCAGUUUGUUGUUUGGGUGUACAAGCGGACUAAACCUACCUCUCACUCCUCCCGGCUGUUGACCCGCUGCUAUCGGCUAGUUGCCCACCGCUGUUCAUCAUGUGGGCCUGCAAGUUAUUUAUCUGGUUGACCCUCCUCUGGUCUGCCCUGUUCCUUCUCCUCCAACCUGGGGCAGCUCUAUUCCAGUACACGGCGGCUGAUCUCCUCCUGCUACGCGGGCAUCUCUCUGUGCCUCCGCCGGUAGCAUUACAGCUCCACCCGGAGAUCGUCCUUCCUCCCCGCCGGAGAUACAUCCAUCGUGGGUCUCGCCGUAACUUCCAGCUGGAUAACUCUCACUCAAUCACCUCAUACUGGUCCACAACUCGUUGUCCUCGCCUCAACACUGGCCGGACUGUGGACCUUCGCUCGCUAGCCAGCCUGGCGAAGGCGGCAACCUCCAACCACAACAACACCGUCAACUUCGGCCUCCUGAAUGUCCGCUCUCUCACAAACAAGGGUCAGCUCAUUCAGGACCUCAUCACCGACCGUAAACUGGACUUCAUCGGGCUCACUGAGACCUGGCAGCAACUUAACGACUUUUCCCAACUUAACGCUUCCACUCCCCCCAACUUUGUUUACCUAUCCUAUCCACGUGUCUCCGGUCGCGGGGCCGGUCCCGCGCUGCUCUAUCGCGAGAAGUGGAAGGUGCUGCCUGUCCCCACUCCUGUCUUCAGCUCCAUGGAAUCUUCUGUUUUUCAAAUACCCGGUCCCACUCCUACAGUUACUGCCUUGAUCUACCGCCCACCCAAGCCCAAUAGUGACUUUUUAAGUGACUUCUCCUCAUUACUCACCCAGCUCACUACCCUUUUCCCCAGUGUCAUUCUGCUUGGUGAUAUAAACAUUCAUAUGGACAACUUGAACCUCCCCCUCACCAGAGACUUCUCCUCCUGCUUCAACAGCUUCGAUUUUCAAACAUAUUCUAAUUUUCCCACGCACAUUAAAGGUCACGCUCUUGAUUUAAUCUGCUGUUCUGGUUUAACCCCAUCUAACUGUUCUGCUAAUGAUGUCCAUAUAUCGGAUCACUUUUUUCUGUCAUUCAACAUCCCCCUCUGCUCUUUAAGAACUAAGCCUAUCCGUCACAUCUCAUUCCGCAAUAUCAAAAACAUUAAUCCAGACACCCUGUCAUCUAUUAUUAACAUUAUAUCCACCCCUAGUUCUGCUUCUCCUGACCAUUUAGUUUCUCAUUAUAACUCCACACUCCACACUAUCUUGGAUUCUCUUGCCCCAGUCAAAACUCUGUCCGUCUCCCUUACUAACUCUGCCCCAGGUUUACCCCUGAACUCCAACGGAUAA